CAAGGGAGACCACUUGCGGAUUCCUGCUGUGAGUCUGUGACCGUUGGUUCAAAGCUUGUAAGUCGGUUACUUGUGUCCAGAACGUUCGUUUGAGUGUGAUUGUGGUCAGUUUUGUCUCAAUAUUAUCACUUCACAGUUUCUUAUAUCUUUUAUACAUUUCUUAGGCUAGAACAGAUACACUUUCCAAAAUGAUUUCUUGCAUCACAGCUCGUCGUGCAUCGAUCGAGUCAUUUACAUGAACCCAGACAUGAAGGAUUGUAAAAGCAGUGAAGACAAACUCUUGUAAGCCAUGUGGAAUCUUUGAGAAGCUGGCAUGCCACCACAUAAAAUCAUAAUGGGACAUAAAAGGAAUGUCCAUCACAAAGCUGACUUCAAGCAACGAUUGAGUCUGAAACCUAUACAAACUUUUGAUAGGUCGGAUGUUAGGAUGCUGGACAUGUCAGCUGAAUCAGCUGUAGCUAAAACUGUAGCUAUUCCACGAAGCAUACCUCCCCAUCUUCUGAUGACCUCCAUUCUGGAACAGAUUUGCCACAGCUAUGUCAAGGACCCUGUUAAAGCACAGCAGCUAUUUAAAGUGAUCUGUGAACAGCUGAGCAAACUGAAGAUCAUCUCUCCACUGAGCUUUAUGGACGAAAUGCGGAGUCUGCGUGUGCAGCAUCGCAUGCUGUUUCAAAACUUGUUACGCAAGGCCUUGGAGUCCAUUAACAAGGAUGAACAGAUGUUGGCACUGCCUUCGGCUCUUAAUGUCAGAGUGGAACGCAUAUCAAGCAUAUCAGAGGAAGUGAUCAGUUCUCAGACCUCACGCUACAAAAGUGAAUUUGAGGAGCUUGGGAGACUUGGCAAAGGAGGCUAUGGUUUGGUAUAUAAGGCUCGCAAUCAUCUUGAUGGGCGGAUUUAUGCAGUAAAAAAAAUUCGUUUCCGUAAGAAGAACAUGGAAUCAUUACUGAGGUUGCUGAGAGAAGUGAAGGCACUGGCCAAACUGUCACACACCCAUAUUGUUGGUUAUAAUGGUGCUUGGAUGGAGUACGAUAGCCCACAUGCAUCAGGAGAGAGGGGACUGCUGAAGAGACAUCAGAGCUAUUCUAGUUCAAGCUCAAAGGACUUGUUUGAAGAUAAUGUGUUCUUUGAAAGUGUACAGUAUGUGAACAAAAAUGAAAACAGCACCCAACAUCAAGCAUCAUUUCACAGGAGUAUCAGCUGCAACAUGAACUCAAGUUCCAGCCGAGAAGACUUGCAGGUAUUAACUAAAGAACAAGGACUUAGGAUUGAACGCAACUACCAAUUCAAGCUUACCAUAACUCUGUACAUCCAAAUGGAACUGUGCACAUCUACACUCCAGGACUGGAUGACAGAGAGAAAUGCAAAGAUUGGAGCAGCAGAAGAACUUACACAGAACUGUAGGGAAAUCAUGCACAUUUUUCAUCAAAUUCUGCAAGGUGUGGACUACAUCCAUUCCAAUGGCAUGAUCCACAGGGAUCUAAAGCCUCGAAAUAUUUUCAUGCAAGCAGAUGGCCAUGUAAAGAUUGGAGACUUUGGCCUUGCCAAAGACUAUAUCAUGCAGACAUCGGCCGAAACAUUGUUAUCUCCAUCUCCGCAAUCAGAAGGAGAGGGAUUCUGGUUUGACAGUUCAGAUCACACACUGGGUGUGGGCACAAAGACCUAUGCAGCUCCAGAACAGAUGAAAGGCACUAUGUAUGACAGCAAGUGUGAUAUGUACAGUCUAGGAGUAAUUCUGUUUGAGAUGUGCCAGCACUUCAAGACUGAUAUGGAACGCAUUAAAACUAUAGAAGAACUCAGACGUGGAAAGCUACCUGACCAUUUUAUUUUGCACUGGAAACCCCAGACAGAAGCUGUGAAGAGUUUGACUGAUGUAAAUCCCUCAAAGCGACCUUCUGCAAAGGACCUGCUGAGAAGUCGGCUGUUUCUGACAGCUGAACAAAGAAUCAAGAUGCUUGAAGACACUGUAGCUGAAAAAGAUGCAGAGAUUAACCAGCUUCGCCAAGAGCUCAAGGAAAAGGAGAGGCAACUGCGAGAAAAGGUUGUACAACUGUCAGCAGAACGGAACAAGACUGGCAUGUUCCAGUUUCCUAACAGAUGAUAAUUGUAUUCUUGUUUAAUGGCACAAAAAAUAAUCAUCUCUUUCAUGUUGUCAUUCAUGGAGUUCUCAUUAUUUUGUUCUAUUAAUUGAUUCUUGCUUGCUGGCUGCCCUGAAUACCUUAUUCAGAAAGUACAGAACUCUACUGCACGUCUGGUGCUUAGAGCUAGGAAACGGGACCACACCAUUCCUCUCCUUCUUUUUCUACACUGGCUUCCCAUGCAUUCUCACAUCCAGUACGAACUAUCGGUGCUGUUUCUUUGCUGGCACCUGCUCUGAUUAUUUCUCUGAACUGCUCUUCCCUUAUAUCCCAGCUAGACAACUCUGCUCCUCGUCUCCUUACUCUUCCUGUCACUGCAAAGCAACAUAUGGCCACAGGAUUUUUAGUUAUUGUGCAGUGAAACAAUAGAACUCUCUCCCUGUAAGCUGUAAUCUCUAAGUGUGUGUUGGUUUGAAACAAAUGAUAAUCUGAACUGAAGAGUGUUAUAAAAUGUGUAAACAAUGGAGAUACGCAAGCAAGUUUCUAGUACAUGAAAAGAAUGUGAUGGUCUUAUUAUUUUGUUUGAAAAGCAUUUUAAGACAUUAAAAUACAGCUUUUGUGAUCCAUUUCCAUUCUUUUUAUGGGCCAAUAAAAAUGUAUAUUGAAAUGUU
Molecule: messenger RNA, 2746 nt
Organism: Pomacea canaliculata
Lineage: Eukaryota; Metazoa; Mollusca; Gastropoda; Architaenioglossa; Ampullariidae
Product: eukaryotic translation initiation factor 2-alpha kinase 1-like
Exons: 16
Coding region: 314-2098 (594 amino acids)
Biological process (GO): protein phosphorylation
Molecular function (GO): protein kinase activity; ATP binding
Source: RefSeq, a predicted model, not a curated record